Pungitius pungitius (ninespine stickleback) is the source of this 1869-nucleotide messenger RNA. Its product is annotated as ras-related protein Rab-15-like. Bases 1226 to 1846 code for a protein of 206 amino acids. Gene Ontology annotation, molecular function: GTP binding; GTPase activity. NCBI's taxonomy places the organism in Eukaryota, Metazoa, Chordata, Actinopteri, Perciformes, Gasterosteidae. The record is from RefSeq and is a predicted model, not a curated record. The transcript has 7 exons.
CCCCCGUUAUGUUUGAUCUCUAGAAUGUUUGGCUUGAGAUUUUCCAGAGAACACAGGAGGAGGAACAAGUUGACCUGCUGUUUUAGUGCAUUUUCCACAGGUACAACUAUUUAUUUUCCCUCUAUUUUUAUUAUUAUCAGAUUAAAGUAUCGCAACAGCAACAAGUAAUAAAAAAUAAUAAAAAAUCCCCUAUUGGAUACUGAAUGUUACACAAUGCAGGUGAAGGCAGUGACCUUUUAUUUUUGUUAAUGGAAGUUCAUUUCUGUGUGUAGUAUAUAACACUGUAUACUCUUUAAUGGUGUCAGUCCUGCAAAGAAAAGCCUUUCCUUGAAAUGUUUGCCCCGUGCCGGGAACGUUUGACUUUCUUUAUUUUCUUUCCUUUUUUUUUUUUUGCAGAGGUAAAUUAGCGUGUACGUAAUCAAUAUUUGUUUGUUCCAUUCUGUGGAAAUUACAGGUAUGUUGUACAUACUGCCAACGGGUGUCUUGCAAGUUAAGGCAUACCUUUAUUAUGAGACUAUAAAUAAACUAUUUUAUCCUUUUGGGAUGUAUUUGUGACUCAACACGUUUUUAAUCACGUCCUUUGACAGCGUUGCUACAUUUUAUGCAUUUUUGGAGAGAAAUGUUGGUGUGAAGUUAACUUCCCACUUAAGGAAAUAACCACAAGCUCAUUAAAUUUAACACGCUGCUAAUAGAAGCCAAUAAAGAGUGAUGAUCUACUGGAGACUUUUAAGGAUAGUGAGUGUCUCUAAAUUACUUAUGUCAAGUGCAUGAAUAAUCAAGUUUCAAGUUCACUUUCAGGUAUUAUCUAGCAACGUUACAUAGUGACAGUGUACAAUUUUACAGAAUUUUCUGAUACAUAGAAAUGGGGAGGUUUGUUGGUGUUAAAACAGAAUAUACCGCGCUGCCUUCCCGUGACGUGGGACACGUUUUAGAGCACGAGUCGUAUUUCUGAUAAUCAUUUCACUGAUAAUCCAAUAAACUCAAAUGGAACGACAGCAUUCUCAUCUAUAUUCUUUUCUUCUUCUUUUUUCUUUAGAAAAAUCCACUGAAACAACCAGCGUAUACAUUAUGUAAACUGUGAACUAACACAACUUCCCCACAUCGGCUGUAAUCCGACUGUAAUAAGUGCACGGUUUCUUUUUCCGAGGGUCCGUGAAGGCAGCACGCAGCAACAGCGUUCCCAAAGCGCCAUGGAGGAGACGUGCUGAUGUCUUAGCUUCGGGUCAUGGCUAAACAGUACGACGUGCUGUUCAGGCUGCUCAUGCUCGGGGACUCGGGGGUCGGGAAGACGUGCAUGCUGCGCAGGUUCACGGAGAGUUACUUUGAUUCUUCACACAUUUCCACCAUCGGAGUUGAUUUCAAAAUGAGAACACUACAGCUAGCUGGAACCAGGGUGCGGGUGCAGAUCUGGGACACCGCAGGUCAGGAACGCUAUCAGACCAUAACCAAACAGUACUACAGGCGCGCACAGGGGAUCAUCUUCGUCUACGACAUCACCAGCGAGUCGUCCUUCCAGCACCUGGUGAAGUGGGCCCGCGACGUGGACGAAUACGCCCCGGACGAGGUGCAGAAGAUCUUGGUGGGAAACAAGUCGGACGAGGAGCCCAGUAGGAAGGUAACGAAGGACCAAGGAAGCAAGCUGGCCGAGACCUAUGGGAUGGAGUUCUUUGAGACCAGUGCCUCCACCAGCGAUAACAUCAGCGAGGCCUUCACUCGCCUGUCCCAGCUGGUGCUGCGGGCUCACGAGCGCCACGUGGACCACUUGCUGGGCUCUCUGGAUGACUAUCUGGACCAGGCCGCUCUGGAAGAAGAGAAAGGCGACCCUCAGAAGGCCUGCGCCUGUUAGACGGGGGGGGGGGGGGGGGGGGG